UCCUCCCUCCGCGGCACCUGGUCUCGGUCGAGCGAGCUGAGCUGGACUGUUUGGCUAAGUGCGGACAGGUACACCGCGCUACCGAACCAGACUGCUGAGCCUGCUACUGCCGCCGCGAGCGCCGUGACCUGCAACCCCAGACCUCGACUCCUUUUGGCUCGGCCCGCGCGCCCCAGGCCCGGCCCGGGCGGCGCGACGGGAGGAUGAGCGGCGGGAGGCGGAAGGAGGAGCCGUCUCAGCCGCAGCUGGCCAACGGGGCCCUCAAAGUGUCUGUCUGGAGCAAGGUGCUGCGAAGCGACGCGGCCUGGGAAGACAAGGACGAAUUUUUAGAUGUGAUCUACUGGUUCCGACAAAUCAUCGCUGUGGUCCUGGGUGUCAUUUGGGGAGUGUUACCAUUGAGAGGUUUCUUGGGAAUAGCAGGAUUCUGCCUAAUCAAUGCAGGAGUCUUGUACCUCUACUUCAGCAACUACCUACAGAUAGAUGAGGAAGAAUACGGGGGUACAUGGGAACUCACGAAAGAAGGGUUUAUGACAUCGUUUGCCUUGUUCAUGGUCAUCUGGAUCAUCUUUUACACUGCCAUCCAUUAUGACUGAUGGUGUACAGUCCCCACCUGCUCUCUGUCGGGUCCAAAGGACCCUCUUAGUUACAGCACAGAAACGUGAUUUAUAGGGGCAUCCCAGCCACAUGGAACCUGGAAGAUCCAUGUUUCCUGGACCGAGAAUCAGUGUGUUGGGCAUCAGUGUUUUCUGCAAGAGUUGUGACCUGAAACUUUUUAAAGAACCAUCCACCUUUUGGGGAAGCAUUUCUGAAUUGUCCAUCACCAACCAUUUCUUCUUGGAUACUAUCAUAAAACAACUGUUUGGAGCUGUCAUUUAAUUUGACGCGCUUCUGGAUCCGGAUGAAACAUUAAAUUGUCUUCCUCACUUCUCCAUCAGGUGUACAGUGUUUAAACUAUCUGUGGCAUUUCAAGUCUUCCAAAAGAGUACGGCAGUAUGUGCAUGGUCCAUAGCACAGUAUAAGCAGCAUCUAGUAACAGUUUCCAUCAUAGAGUGUUUUCAGAUACUUGAAUAAAUCAGAUCUUUAAUUGA
This is a messenger RNA of Molossus molossus (Pallas's mastiff bat), 1088 nucleotides long. RefSeq names its product respirasome Complex Assembly Factor 1. NCBI's taxonomy places the organism in Eukaryota, Metazoa, Chordata, Mammalia, Chiroptera, Molossidae. The transcript is spliced from 4 exons. Bases 204 to 593 code for a protein of 129 amino acids. Gene Ontology annotation, biological process: mitochondrial respirasome assembly. The record is from RefSeq and is a predicted model, not a curated record.